Molecule: messenger RNA, 231 nt
Organism: Sporothrix schenckii 1099-18
Lineage: Eukaryota; Fungi; Ascomycota; Sordariomycetes; Ophiostomatales; Ophiostomataceae
Exons: 1
Coding region: 1-231 (76 amino acids)
Source: RefSeq, a predicted model, not a curated record
AUGUCUAAGAAACCAGACACAAAAGACGUUAUGAAGCUCCCAUGCGAAGUGGCCCUGCACAACGACAGUGUCUCGUUCCGUGAGGUGCUACGAUGUAUUUCUCGUGGCGGGCAAGGACCGGCCUGUUUCCACAAAGGAGAAAAAGCUUUGAUCGGUGGAACAGAUGCCGGGGCGGAGGUCAAUCAGUGGGGCUGCAUGGCCAUCCCUCAACAGCAGGGGAAAGCCCAAUGA